UAAGCGCACACGUUUGUUUUGGUUUUGCUCAUCGUAUGGGAAAUGCUGUAAGUUAGAGUGCGAUAGCAAUAUAAAUUUAAGAAAAGUUUUGCUCUGUUCGCACUGAGACUGUAUCCCUGGUCGUUUUAUAUGAAGAACGUAAAUAAAAAAAAAUAUUUUGUUAAAAGAAACUGCAAUAAAACACUGAAUUGUAGUUGCACAAUUAAUGGAUAGGUUAAAGAAAAGUUUUGGCCGACGUCAAUUGGCUGACGAGCUGAAGCAAAAGCAGGCCAUAACAGACCAGCUACUGCAACGCAUACUCUACUCGAAACGUCUAUUGGUGGACCACGUGGAGGCGCUGGAACAAUGCAUGCAACAGUGUCCCACAAAUCUUACCGGCCGGCAGUUGUUGAGCACGAGAAAUGCGUGCCUGCUGCUCGGCAGCACCUUGCUGGAGCAUUUGAUAACGCCUCGUGGAUUGCGACUGACGCUGCUUCCCGCUGUGGUGCUCAGCAGCACAUUUGGCGCACUCUAUGCCGUUAAAAGUGUCUUUGUGUGCCGGAAUAAGAUGGUGGAGCGCAAACUGGAGGAGCUGGUGAAGACCAUCGAUGAGUUUGGCAACUGCAUCAGGCGCAAUAUGACCUACUUUCAGGAGAUUAUCAUCAUGAAGCAGGCAGAGCUCAUUGAAUCACGUCAGAUAGAACGCGCCUGGGACUGCAUCACAGCAGCUAAGGAGGUAACUGAGAUACUAUACGAUGCCACGCGUAAGCUGGAAGUCGACUAUCCCCUGCCCGCCAAGUAUGGUCCCUACUAUGCGCCCAUGGAAGAGCUGCGCGAAUGCGAGUACUUCAAGAACAACGUUACGGAUUACAGUCCGAAGCACAUAAAGGAUUUCCACAACAUAUUUGCCUAUGUGCAAUCCCAGUAUUUGUUGCGCCUGGCGCUAUCAAUCAUGACGCUACCCUCGAUUUCUCAACUCAGCGAGGACUUGGUGAAGAUUGACAAUCUGGUGCGACAGCUUGUCCAGGAGGAGGAUCAGCACUUUAAGAAUCUAGGCUUAGGCAUGCAAAACAAGAAGCAAUUGGAGCUGGAUCAGCUGCAUGCCGCCAAGGUGCAACAGCAGCAAAGUGGUCCCAUUGCCGUACUGCAGCAUUCAUCGCUCAAGCUCAGUGCCUGCAUGGUGGCCGUGGCUGGCGAGUGUCAGGCCCUGGACGUGACGCUACAGCAGCUGACGGCGACGGAGGCGGCGAACAAGAACAAUGCCAAGCAACUGGUUGCCGUGGCCAACAAUAUGCGUGGCAUUGAGAAUGCAUUGGCCGUUUGCUGUGAUGAUUUCCAGCGUUUGAUGCUGGUGUACAACAAGUUUUUGCAUAGCAAAUUGGAUUUAGAUGUGGACCUGCCACGCACAAGCAAUGCACCAACCAAGGACAAUGAGUUUCCCGAGAGCAUAUUGCGCGUGGAGUUCUCCCAGAAUCCCAGCGAGCCUCAGAAGUGUGAUGACUUUUAUGCCUACAUGUACGACGAACAGGAGGCGCAACAAUAUGAGGACGAGCAGCAGGCACCAUAUCCCACACCCGAAAAGGAGCUGCUGAAUUUUGAGAAACGCAUUACCAAAGGCAAAUUUAAGCCAGUGCUCAGGCAGCUCAAGGAUCGCAUUGAUCCCAUACGCCAGGUAAUGCUGGAGAAAGAACGCGAGGUGCUAACAGCCAAGGGCAUUAAUGUGGAUGAGCUGUUUGGCCAAAUGGAGGAGGUGGAGCAGCAGCAUCAGCAACAGCAACAGGAUAAUCGCCUUACAGACGUUGCACGUCACAGCGAUUACGAUGGAUCCGACUCGGAGUCCGAUUCGGCAGAUGAUGAAUACAAACGUCGCAGCAAACAAAUCAAAGAUCGCGACAACUUUGCCGAAAUGCGACAAUUUCUGGCCCAAAAGCAGGCUGUGAAUCUUUUCAAUCUGGAUGCACAGAUGCCACGACCGUCGCCAGCUGUUAAGGAGGAGCUGCUGGAGAGCGAAUGCUAAUAAUAAUACUCCACUUACCUCAUAUCUAAGCACUUUGGCAUUACUCACAUUAUCUCUGCUUAACAUUAUUUUAUCUAUAAACAUUUUCGAGAUAAGCGACACAUCUGCGCCAAGCGACUUCUCCAACAAUUUGUCAUAAAGUGCGUUCUGUUUGUUCCCUCUAUUAAUUUUUUAGAGAUGUUUUUCUGUGCAAAUAGAAAUGCCAGCAAUAAAGCUGUAAAAGUUAUAAGUUUUAAAAUAAAAGUUACGAAAAACCUCUUA
Messenger RNA from Drosophila innubila, 2257 nucleotides. RefSeq lists its product as uncharacterized. NCBI's taxonomy places the organism in Eukaryota, Metazoa, Arthropoda, Insecta, Diptera, Drosophilidae. The transcript is spliced from 5 exons. The record is from RefSeq and is a predicted model, not a curated record. The coding region runs from base 206 to 1996 and encodes 596 amino acids.